Molecule: messenger RNA, 264 nt
Organism: Morchella sextelata
Lineage: Eukaryota; Fungi; Ascomycota; Pezizomycetes; Pezizales; Morchellaceae
Exons: 1
Coding region: 1-264 (87 amino acids)
Source: RefSeq, a predicted model, not a curated record
AUGUCGGUACACGUGCUAGAAGACUGGUUGACCGCCGACCUUCGUGAUAUGGAGGCCCGCUGCCGUGCGGAGGUGCGAGAAACAGUGCGCGCGUUGAUGGCAAUGUAUCCCACUCUCCUGCUGGAUGCACGGUAUAAAACCCCAAAUGUACGUCUUCGGAGGGAAGACGAGACACUAUGGCUUAGGAACAGGAGCGCGAAUGCACGAAUACUGGCUAUUCGGGCGGAGCUUUCUAGUAGGAGUGACACUUGGAGGCGUUAUUAG